Xenopus laevis (African clawed frog) is the source of this 3234-nucleotide messenger RNA. Its product is annotated as zinc finger MYM-type protein 1-like. The transcript has a single exon. Bases 320 to 3112 code for a protein of 930 amino acids. Lineage: Eukaryota; Metazoa; Chordata; Amphibia; Anura; Pipidae. The record is from RefSeq and is a predicted model, not a curated record.
ACAGUUCUAAUAUUCUAGUCUCAUCUGGCUGCAAAACAGUUCUAAUAUUCUAGCCUAAUCUGGCUGGUUGCUGCAAAACAGUUCUAAUAACCUAGUCUUCUCGUCUGGUUGCAAAACAGUUUUAAUAUUCUAGCCUCGUCUGGCUGAAAAACAGUUCUAGUCUUCUCGUCUGGUUGCAAAACAGUUCUAAUAUUCUAGUCUAAUCUGGUUGGUGGCUGCAAAAUAGUUCUAAUACUCAUCUCAUCUGGCUGCAGAAGAAUUCUAAGGGUUGUCUAGGGUUUCCAGUUAUAAACAGGGUUGUAAAAAGACAAUAGAAGGUAUGUCGAAGAAUCUGUAUAGGCAUGCCUCAGGGGCUGCUAAAAGGAGAAAGAAAAAUAAAGAGCAAAAAGAGACAGUAAAACAAAAGACGUAUAUGCAAUCUUUUUUAGUACCAAAGCAUCAGCUUGUUCAGCCUGAUGGUGAUGAACAAGGAACAAGUUUCACCACAAGUAUAGAUAGUACUGCAGCGCAUCCUAAUGCUACAAAUACAUAUGCUGUCUCUAUCUCCAAUUUGGAGCAAGGAGUAAUUCCUUCUGCUCAUCAUAAAUCCAGCAAAAGCCGUGUAGAUUCUAAUACACCUCAGCCUGAUGAACAAGGAACAAGUUGCUCCAUAAGUCAAGUUGCUGACACUGAUCAAACUAUAGUAAGCCGUGCAUUACAUCCUAAUGAUGAUGAUGAAGUCGUCAUCCAGUCAUCCAGUCAUGCUGUUUGUACUAUAAUCACCAAAAGCACUAGAGAUACAGAAGUAGCUACUAUGGUGCAAAGCCCAUUGACCAUGGACUAUGAAGAAACUGGAGAUUAUGCCCCAGUUUCCCAAUCCCAGCAGUCCAUAUCUGCUAUACCAGAAAUUACAACAACUUCAAAUGCUAUCAAAAAUAUCAUUAAGAGUUACUCUAAUGAUCCUGCUGAGUGGGGAAGUAACAUUUCUGAAGAUUUGCGUGAAUAUUUUUCUAAGAAUCAAAUUCAAAAUAAGUAUGUGGACUACUCUGCAUCUAAAAGAACAUAUACUGAUAUUACAAGGUAUCUGACUAAAGAACUAUUCAUACGGAAAAGAAAUAAUGCUGAAUGUAUUACUCGUGAUUGGAUGAUCUACUCACCCUCAACAGGAACUAUAUUCUGUGUGCCGUGUAAACUUUAUAGUAGUUUGUCUCAUGCCCUUGCAACAUCGGGCUUUAAUGACUGGAAAAAUGCUGCUGCAAGAUUAAGGGAGCAUGAGAAUUCACCUGAUCAUCGCAAGUGUGUUUUCAUAUUCACAGACAGGGCAAACCCUGAAUGCCGAAUAGACCGCGCUCUUAUUGAACAAGAAGUUCAUGAACAGAAGUACUGGCGGGAAGUUUUAAGAAGGGUUGUCGAUGUUGUAAAGUUCCUUGGUGAACGUGGCUUACCAUUCAGGGGAACUGAUGAGCUAUUUGGAUCCCCACAGAAUGGGGCAUUUCUGGGAAUACUAGAGCUUAUUGCUAAAUAUGACCCAUUUCUUGAGCAGCAUAUAAAGAAGUAUGGUGGCGGGUCAGGCAGAGGGGUAAGCAACUACAUGUCAUCUACCAUAGUAGAGGAGUUCAUCGAGUUAAUGGGAAAUAAAGUUGCUCAAGUAAUAGUGCAAGAGCUAUACACUGCCAAAUAUUUUUCUUUAAUUGUAGAUUCCACACCAGAUCUCAGUCAUGUUGAUCAGCUAGCAAUUGUACUACGUUAUGUUAACAAAGAUGGGCCUGUGGAACGGUUACUGGGGUUUGUUCCAAUCUAUUCUCAUACAGGAGAACAUCUUGAAAAUACUGUGUUGUCAUUCCUGGCUGUAUUGAAAAUUAAUAUUCAGGAUUGCAGAGGCCAAAGCUACGAUAACGCUAGCAAUAUGUCUGGCAGAUACAAUGGAUUGCAAGCUAGAAUUCGUGCAAUCAAUCAGUUGGCAUAUUAUGUGCCUUGUUCUGCACAUUCACUGAAUUUGGUUGGAACAUGUGCUGCAGAAUCCUGUCUUAAAGCAGCUACAUUUUUUAAUCUAUUGGAGUGCAUCUAUGUUUUUUUUUCUUCAUCCACUCAUCGAUGGAACAUUCUUAAAAAUGAGCUUUGCAAAGCUCCUGGAAAUCUUUCUGUAAAAGGUCUGUCUGGCACAAGAUGGGCUGCUCGUUCUGAUGCUACUAAAGCACUGAGAAUCGGUUUUCAGUAUGUGAAAAAUGCUCUCAGAGAAUUAGAGUCGUCUGAUCACCAAGUAAGAGUCCAACAUGAGGCAAAGUCCUUAUUGGGAAAACUCAACCACUUUGAAACCGCCAUUCUUCUUGUGGUGUGGGGAAACAUCUUAGAAAGGCUAAAUGCGACUAGUAAAACUUUACAAAACACCAAAAUCUGUCUUUCAGAAGUAGUCAUACUUUAUAACUCAUUGAUUGCAUAUGUGCAAAUAAUUAGGGAUUCAUUUGACACAUAUGAACUAGAAGCUAAAAAGCUAACUAGAGACCAUACAUAUGCAGGAGAAGGAAAACGGCUUAAAAAACGCAAAACAUUUGCUGAUGAAUCACCAUUUGAUGAUGUUAACCAACAUAUGUCAGCAAGAAACAAAUUUAUCACUGAAACAUUCUAUGUAUUAACAGAUUCUCUUAUUGCAGAGCUUAAAAGAAGGAAUCAGUGCUAUGAAUGCUUGAAUAACCGUUUUGAUAUUUUUAAUACAAACUUGCCAAUAUCAGAUUUACGCAGCUCUGCAGACAAAUUGCAAAAAAACUACCCAGAGGAUCUCGAAGACUGUUUUACAGAAGAAUUUUUACAAUUUUCUGCAUUGAUACCCCAGGAAUCCAUGGUGUGCCCAAUGGCAAUGAGGCAAUAUAUAAUUGCCAGGGACUUGCAAAAAACAUUUCCAAAUACUGAAACCUUGCUACGUAUGUUUUUAUGCAUGUCUGUAACCAAUGCCAGUGGAGAAAGAUCAUUUUCCUGUUUGAAAAGGAUAAAAAAUGAAAGAAGAACUACCAUGGGCCAAGAAAGGUUAUCAGCCCUUUCUUUGCUAGCUGUGGAAUCCGCUUUAGUCAGACAACUUGACUUUGAUGACAUUGUGGAUUCUUUUGCUAAGCAAAAAGUACGUAAAGUUAAUUUGUAAUUGUUAGCUGCUCAGCAAACAGUACAAGGCUUGGUACACAAGUCAUGAAAUCCCUUCACCAGCUUCUUUAUUUCUAAAUGUUGAAAUUCUAAUUCAUUGUCUCAUAUGGCUGCAAAAUAUUU